Messenger RNA from Anoplophora glabripennis (Asian longhorned beetle), 2613 nucleotides. RefSeq names its product myosin heavy chain, embryonic smooth muscle isoform-like. The record is from RefSeq and is a predicted model, not a curated record. The transcript is spliced from 12 exons. Bases 77 to 2542 code for a protein of 821 amino acids. NCBI's taxonomy places the organism in Eukaryota, Metazoa, Arthropoda, Insecta, Coleoptera, Cerambycidae.
CAUUGUGACUUAAAUUCGACUGUGAGGAUAUACUGUUUGGAUAAUGUAAAAUAAUCAAAAAUUGGAUACAAUUAUUAUGUCAUCACCGCAAUCUGGGAAUGAGGUAGAGACUCUAGGACCCAGCUUAGAAAAAAUAUUGGUAGAUGGAAGUAUUCCACGCCUAGAAAUGGACGCAGAUAUAAAAUGCUUAGAAACAGACUUCCGCUUGUCCAGCUUGGAUGAAACGUACGGCGAUCUCGGCAAGAAACCACUUGUUAAGCGAGAUGCCAACAAAUCGCCUCUGUUGUCUUCUAUCAACAAACCAUCGUCUAGUAUCCCUUUGCCGGUGAAAUCGCCCAAAUCAGCAACACCGACUAAAGUGCCCAGCCACAUUCUGAGCCGAAACUUUAGUAAACAUUCCAGACCUGGAUCGGCGUCACUCACCAGGCCAAAUCAGGUGACCAACAAGCACACCCUUGAGAUACAGUUUAUCAACAAGAAGAAAAGAUUAAGUCAACUCAAAAAGGACCUAGUGGAAAAACAGAAGCCGGUGCUCGAUCUGUAUCAGAACCUACUUCAAAUCAAAAAACGUCUAGAAGAACUGGGAAAAGUGGUACAACUGGAGGAGGUGAAGCUACUGCCAUACAAUGAAAAUGAGGGAAAAAUCCAGGAGAUAACAACAGGAGGUGAUGGGGAAACAAUAUCUCCAGAGGUAGUGAUGAGCAUGCAGACGUCCAUCGAAGAGAUCCCUAAAACCCUGAUGGACAUUUGUAAGAACCUAUUAGGACGACGUGCCGUAAUCGUGGACCUGCUGGAUAGUGUCACCAAGUCAGAAGUGGAUGUCGGCGACAUAAUCGAUAAGAUCGAAACUUUGAAGACCGAAGGUGCUCAGUUACAGAACAACUUAGACGCCAUUAUUAAUGAGCACGAGAAGAAGAUUAAGGAGCUCGUCGUCAAUUGGCAGACGCUGCUUAAUGACAAGAAAUGCAUGAACACCAACGUUAAAAUAGGCGAUUUGGAAGAGAAACUGAAGGCUCAGGAAAAACUUACCCAGGAAUCGAACCAGAUGGUACUGGAACUGCAGAGAAAGCUCGACGAGAAGAGAGCCAGUCAAGAGAAAGUCCAGGCAGAUCUCAAUUCUAAUAUUCAUGCUCUGAAAAAUCAUAUACUAAAAUUGGAACAGGAACUAGAAACUGAGAAAAAAGCCGUAGCAGACUUCAAAAACAGAAACAACACAAAUGCACAAAAUUCCAAAAUGUUGCGAAGUAAAAUCGCUGAUUUAGACGGCCAAAAUAAAAAUUUAGAAGUUGCCAAUGCUGAACUUUCGAAAAAGAUAAAAUUAACUCAAGAUCAAAUGAAACACAAGGAAGCACAGUGGGCCAAGGAAAAGGAGGAACUGUCUAAAAAUUUGAAGCACCAGGAACACCUGCUGCAAAAGUUAACUGCCGACAAAAAUAAAUUUGAAACCAGGUUGGAAGAAGUAGAAGGUGAAAAAUCUUCAGUGGAAGAACAGUUACAUGAAAAUAUAGGAAUUUUAAAAUCCGAAUUGAAUGAAGUAAAAGAAGAUAUGGGAAAGCUCACAAGAGAAAAAGACGAGGCGACACAAAGGUGUAAAGAAAUGGAGGAAUAUAUUGCCAAGAUGGGCUUAGAAUUCAGGGAAACCAUGCACAUGGUCAGUAAUAGCAUCGAAUGGGGAAAAGGUAUCCCUGGUACAAUUACGGAAGCUCAGAAAUAUUCUCAAAGUCUUGUUAAAGAUAUCGUGAUACGUGAAUGUCAGGAUAAGAUAAAGCAGUUAGAAAAAGAGAAUAAUUUCCACAAAGAAGCUAUCGCUAUGGUGGAAAGUAGCAAAACAGCGGCUCCCACCGAAACAGAAAAGACGGUCCUCAUGCAGCACGAUAUGGUAGCAAAAUAUAAGCAGCUAUUGGCGGAAAGUGAACAAAAAUUAACUGAGAAGUCACACGAGGUUUCCAAGUUGACGUCAGAAAUAAGACAGCUGAAAGUACGCCAGGAACACCUUGAAGAACUAAAUCUGAAAUGUCCGACUGAAAAUCUUCAAAAGAUGGUGGAGGAGGGCAGACAAAAACUCAACGAGCUGAUGAAAAAGUCCAUGGAAAGUGAGCAGAAGAUUCUUCACUAUGAGAACGUCAUAGAAAAACAGAGUAAGCAGAUGAAUGAAAUGGAAAACCUUCUGAGGUACAGGGAGAAUAUGGCGGGAGUUUUGAAAGCGUCCAGAGAUGAGUUGAUUUUGGAAAAGGAGAGCCUAACAAGAUAUUCUCAUGAAAUGAGAACCGUUUUAGCAGAGGUAAGCAAGGAGGGUAAGAUGAAAGACAGGCUUAUAAAGGAGCUGCAGGAAAAGAUAGAUCUUAGGGAAAGGCAGAUAUCGAAGCUGGAGAAAGAAGUAAAAGAACUGGAAGCUAAUCUAGUGAUGACAAAUGAAAAACGGUUCAAGUUACAGGAAACCAUUGGAAGUAUGGAAAAAGAACUACAAUCCACCAAAGCUCAUGUUAAUCAGCUAGCAGAUAUAAACACACGUACCAGACUUAAAUUCGUCAAGCCCUUCUGAAGGAUCAUUGAAAAUUAAAAUUACUGUUGGGUGAGAUAUCGAAAAAUAUGAAUGUAAGAAGAAUUAUAAUA